AUGGAAAUCAUGAAACUGGAGAUAAUAUCCAGACAAACCAUCAAACCCUCCUCUCCCACCCCAGAUUCCAAAAAAAUUUACAAGCUCUCCUUAUUAGAUCUACUUACUGCUAAUCGCAUUUAUGUGCCUAUCAUCUUCUUCUACCAGAACAAGGAAGGGGAUAACUCAGUUGAUGUCGCCCAAAUAUCAAGUGUGCUCAAGAAAUCCCUAUCUGAAACCCCAACCCAUUACUAUCCACUGGCUGCAAGGAUGAAAGAUGGAGUUACGGUUGAGUGCAACGAUGAGGGAGCCUAUUUUUCCGAAGCCCGAGUUGAUUUUCACCUGGAAGGAUUUCUAAAACAUCCGGAGGCUCGGGAUGAUUUAGACCUGCUUGUGCCAGGGGAAAUCCAAUCGAACAGCUCGGACAUGGGCAGUUUACUGCUUAUUCAGAUCACCGUUUUCAGCUGUGGAGGAAUUGCGAUUGGGCUGCGUUCGGUACGCAAGGUUGCUGAUGCCCACAGCAUAAGUGCCUUCUUAAAUGACUGGACCACGAUGGCACCUAAAUCUGGUGAGGAAAUCUCCGCUAAGUUAACUACUUUCUUCCAACCCGGUGAUUCAUUGAGCAUGCCUGAAGCUUAG
Messenger RNA from Vitis riparia (riverbank grape), 618 nucleotides. Its product is annotated as (13S,14R)-1,13-dihydroxy-N-methylcanadine 13-O-acetyltransferase AT1-like. NCBI's taxonomy places the organism in Eukaryota, Viridiplantae, Streptophyta, Magnoliopsida, Vitales, Vitaceae. The transcript has a single exon. Bases 1 to 618 code for a protein of 205 amino acids. The record is from RefSeq and is a predicted model, not a curated record.